AUGCGUUUACGUGAUCUAUUUCGUAGUCAAACAACUAAUGAACGAAAAUUAACUUCAUCUAUUUUACCAGUACUUGAUGUCAAUACAUUCAUCAAUGCUGCAUUAGAUAAAGAUAUUGAUACAUUACAAAAAUAUCUUUAUGCAGGUUUCCCACCAGAUCAACCAGAUCCAUUAACAAGAGUAACCGCAUUGCAUAUUGCUGUUGAAUCAGCUAAUUUACGUUUUGUUCAAAUAUUAUUACAAGCAGGUGCUCAAGUUAAUGUAUGUGAUUCAAGUUUUUCAACACCACUUCAUAUAGCUGCUUAUAUGGGAUUUGAAGAAAUUGUACAGAUACUUUUAAUAAAUGGUGCUGAUAUGUCUUAUCGAGAUAAUACCGGUCGUAAUUCAUUUCAUUUAGCUGUAUCAACUGGAAAUAAUCGAUUAGUUCAAUAUUUUCUUUUACAUAUGAAUACAGAACAAAGUAUUAUAAAUACAACAGAUGCAUAUAAUUGGACACCAUUAAUGUGUGCUUGUGCUAGUAUUCAUCCAUCUACUUGUACUUUUCUCUUAUCUUAUGGUGCUGAUAUAAGCGCAAUCAAUGAUCGUGGUAUGAAUGUAUUUCAUAUUGCUGCUUUUCUUGGUUCAUUAUCUCUUGUUCAUGAACUUUUGAAUUCAUCUAUCGAUGAAGAAAUACUUCUUACAACACUCAAUCAAGGUGACAAUCGAAAUCAAACGCCAUUAUUUUAUGCUUGUGUUGAAGGUCAUCUCGACGUCGCAUUGACCUUACUACACGCCGGUGCUAAUGCUUAUCAUAUAGACAAUGAUAAACAAACAUGUUUACAUGCAAUGUUAUCGUCAAGUAUUACAUUAAAACGUCACAUACGUUUAUUUUAUCGUUUUAUUGAAUUUGUUGAUUUUCGAUUUCAUCAAGAUAAUCUUAGUCGAACAUUACUUGAUCUUGCUUAUUUAAAUCAAAUAAAUACAAUUAUUUAUCUAUUAAUUUUACUUAAUUAUAAACGUAAUUAUGCUAUUCUUUCUCAUGAUGAUUAUUAUGAUAGUACAUCAUCAGCACAAAUCUAUUCACUUCGUCAAUUAUGUAUACUUUCAUUUAAACGCUCAAUAAUUUAUCAUCAAAAUCAAAAACAAUUAUCACAACAUGAACUAUUAGAAAAUGCUUUACAACAAAUAUUUCAUAUAAAUAUAAAUGGAGAUACUGCUGCUGCUGCUUCGACGACUGAAUUAUCAGAUAAAAAAUCAUUCGAUGAUUUAUCUGGUAUAAAUAAAAAAAAUUCUAAAACAAUAAAAAAAUCUCGAAAAACAUUGAAUAUGUAUUCAACAAUACAACAUGAUAUUGAACAACAUGCACAAUCAAGUUGGUCAAUAUUUACGAAUAAAUUUAAACCUCAACGAACAUCAACUGCUCAACAGGAAUCAACGAGUACACCCACAGUAAUCACAAACCAUGAACAUCCUAUGAAAAAUUUAGCUUUAGCCAUAUUAAUAUCUCCAACAAAACUUGAUGAUUUACUUGAUUUUCCUUCAUUAAAUAAUAAUAAUCAUUUAUUAUUAGAAGAUAUUAAAACAGCUAUGAAUAAUUAUAAGCUUGAUGGAGCUGAUUCAUCUAAUGAGAUAUAA
Adineta steineri is the source of this 1614-nucleotide messenger RNA. The record is from the annotation of a GenBank genome assembly. Lineage: Eukaryota; Metazoa; Rotifera; Eurotatoria; Adinetida; Adinetidae.